GUCCGUGGCACCACGGGGUCUGCUGGUUGCCAGAGGCUUUCCUUCUCUGCAGGCUUCAAAAAGCAGAAGAGCAGCGGGUGUGUGCGAUUCGCAGACACCUCCCAGAUGUGUUUAUUUGGGAAAAUACAGGCCUGUGGAGAUGGCUGGAGUGGUGCUUGGGUUUGGGGUGCUCGGAUUUGGCAUCCCUAGGCGGGGUUGGUGUGGGCCAGCCUCGGGAAGGAGGUGAGGUGGUGUGUAGGGUGUGUAGGCAUUUCUGCACCCCGAUAACGCAGCGGGCAGCCAAGGAGCCGUGUCCAGGUGCAGAGUGCUGGGUUUAAACCAUCCUCCGUGCAUGCGGGAAUGGCUGAACUUCUCCGGGCACGUGUGGGACAUGAGGAUGGAGGGCAUCAGAAGGUGUCUGCUCCACCCACUGCCUGCGAGCCUGCCCUGGGUGGGUGCAGCAGAGGGUAUGCAUGCCCCUGCCUCCACACGGAGCCUGUCUGGAGGGUUUGGGUGGCAGCGACAUCCUCCCCCGCUUGUGGAGCGCAGUCUCCCUGCCACCCAGCCUCCCAGCCCCAUGCCACCUCCCUCUCCCCGCGGCAGACGAUGCUGGAGUAGCUCAGGAAGGCUGUGAUGCCGUGGCAGGGAGGCAUGCUGGCCCGUGAGGAGCUGUGGUAACCCGUUAAUGAAGACAAGUGCUCUUUCUGGUGUUUGCUUUUAUUGCGAACACGAAUCCUUUGUACCUUCCUGAGGGGGAAGAGUAACAAGACCUGCUGUCUCUGAGCUGAAAGACCUGUGUUACCUCGCUGUAGUCCAACCACCGCAGUAGAAAACGGGAGAGCUGUGUUAGCAGCAAUUACCUCAGAAUAAAUGAGGGCUGUGAUGGGAGCUAACAUCUGCCUGCCUGCUCCCCUGCGGCCAGGACAGGAUCGAGGAGCUCAGCUGCACCUACAGGGCACCAGCAUUUCGGAACCGUGCUGCCAGGCUGUGGCAGGGACACUGCCACCUGCCUCAGGAUGCCGCUGCGGAUUUAUGGGCUGCAGGAGAACAAGGCAAGGGCACCGCUCGCAGAGCAGCCGCGGCUGCUGCAGCAGGGGCCGGGGGGAAGCCGCCCUGCCCAGAGCUUUGUGCGUCCUUCAGGGAGGGCGAGGAGCAGAGCUGGGGUGGGUGGGAGAACCCAGCCCACCCGCACAGCCGAUUCCUUCUGGGCUGCUGCACCGUGACCGGGAUCUGUGUGUGCGCCGGGGCUGCCUGCCUUUUAUACUGACGUACGUAGUGCUUGCGUGGCUUUGUGCUCUCUGUGUGCAGUUCUUCCUGCUCCCGGGCCGGGGGGGAACUCGUCGGAUAGCUUUCCUGCCAUCUACGUGGUGUGUGGUUUAUCCAUGCUUGAGGCUCGGGGUGCAGCGAGCCCCCUGGUGCAGCUCUGUGCCCACAGCAGGCGAUGCGCAGGGUGCAGGGAAGGUGGCACUGCUGGUGUGCUGCUGCUGCUGCUGCUCUAGGGGAGGGAAAGCAGGCGCUGGAGCAGGGAGCCUCGUGUCCUUCACUUUCGGUUUGCAUUCCUUGGCGGCGCCGGUGCCUGGAGGAGCACUGGCAGAGGACGGCGGAGCACGAGGAGCAGGUAUGGACGGGAAGAAAUGCAGUGUGUGGAUGUUUUUGCCUCUUGUGUUCACCCUGUUUACAUCGGCUGGAUUAUGGAUAGUGUACUUUAUAGCAGUGGAAGAUAACAAAAUUAUUGCACUAAAUGUACCGGAGAGGCAGCCUGGUUCCAAAAGACCACCUUACAUAAGUAUUGCAGGUGACGCUCCUCCUGCGAGCUGCGUGUUUAGCCAAGUCAUGAACAUGGCAGCAUUUCUAGCGCUUGUCGUCGCUGUCCUGCGCUUCAUCCAGCUGAAGCCGAAGGUGCUGAACCCGUGGCUGAACGUCAGCGGCCUGGUGGCACUGUGCCUGGCCUCAUUUGGGAUGACCUUACUGGGCAACUUUCAGCUUUCCAACGAUGAGGAGAUCCACAACGUGGGUACAUCGCUGACCUUUGGCUUCGGGACUCUGGCGUGCUGGAUCCAGUCUGCCCUCACCCUCAAGAUCAACCUGAAGAACGAGGGGCGGAAAGUGGGGAUCCCGCGCGUCGCCCUGUCGGCCAGCAUCACCCUCUGCGUGGUGCUCUAUUUCAUCCUGAUGGCUCAGGGCAUCCACAUGCACGCUGCCAGGAUCCAGUGGGGCCUGGUGAUGUGCUUCCUGUGCUACUUUGGCACGUUUGCGGUGGAGUUCAGGCACUACAGAUUCGAGAUCGUUUGCUCCGAGUACCAGGAAAACUUUCUGAGCUUUUCUGAGAGCUUGUCGGAAGCCUCCGAGUACCAGACAGAUCAGGUGUAGCCCGUCCUCUGGCAGGGGGGAGGGAGGCAGGCGCGGUCCCAUGGUUCGACAUGACCUCAUUUACACUUGUUUUGAUGAGUUUGUUUUCCACGUGCAAUCAUGAUCGUAUUGCCAAAGGGCUCGGAGAGUGGCUGCCUCAUGAAGAGCCACACAAAAGCAGCUGCCUGCUGGAAAGAGGGUUCUCUCUGAGCCGCGGUGCCAGAGAGCACGAGGUGUUUGAUCCGUGCUGCCAGGGACUUUGCCAGCAGCUCUGUCGCGCUCUUGAUGCUGAAGAUGUUCAAGGCCAGUCCUCGCAAUGCCCUUCCGAGGUGGGCACGGCUCCUGCAAAGGAGAUGAAGGAAACAAACCUCUCUGGGCACAGGGUCUUCAGAUGUGGCUGCACUUUUCAUGUCUUAUUGCGUUGUUUUCUCGGCUGCUGAGCUGACAGGCGCGACCUGGGAGCGUAAGAACGGUGGCUGUUUCUUCUGGACUGGAAAUCCAACCCGAAGGGACUGGCACUGCUGGUGAGCACGUGGGGCCUUUCCUCCGUCCUGGGAAGAAGCUGAGGGCACAGCGGGGCUGGGGGACACCACGCUGCCACCAGGUGUCCUGGCAGCAGGGAGGACUGCGGUGCCCAGGCCCGAGGGCACUGUGCAAGGUGCGGUGUGCGGACACCACGGUGGGGACCGGUGGAAGCAAGGUGCUGAAGUAUGACGGGAAUGGCUGUAUGCGCUGAAAAUGACCCAGAAGAGGCUGCUCUUUUAAGUGUUUAGUGUAUCCACUACAUAUCGUGUCAUGUUUUAAAAGCUUUUUUUUUUUUUGGGUUGUUUGCAGAGGGGGAAAAACCUUGUGUUCAAGACUGAGCUUGCCUGCAGUGCAAAGGGAAUCACUGCAGGUGGAUUUUAUGGGGCAGAGGGUGGCUGGUUGUUUUUUUUUCGGUCCUUAUGCACUUAGAAGUCAAACUUCAGACACACUUCAGCCCUGCGUGGGAUCCAAACCUCUCCACGUGGCCAGUUUUCCUGAGAGGACUUGCAAGGUGCUUGGAGGCAGUGCUGCCCUGGAGGCCUGAGGAUGGCAGGUGCUGGAUGGAACCCGCACAACUACGUGAGCCUCUCCCUCCCUGGGGACAUGGAGCUAACUGGACCUUUUCUCAGAGCUGAGUCACCGAAAGCAAGAGCAGUUUUGCUGUGCCCUCCAGGUGGAGCUUGAAUUCAAAGGCUGAGGGAAAUAUAACAACAGGAAACUUCCAAGAUGGUCUGUGGGCAGAGAAAGCAGGAGCCCAAAGCCUGUAUCUGAAAACCCCUGAGCCUGGGAAGGCUGCUGGGUUGGCCAAGCAGGGGAUGGAUGGGAGACGUUUUCCAUUUCCCUCAGCCUCUCCUGAACUGACAUGAGGCAUCUCAUCGCCCAUGUGGGAAGAGAAGCAGGAAUACAGAUGGUGGAAAGGCGUCUGAAGGUGAGCUCUGACCACCCCAUGGCGUUUCGGGCAGAAACAGGAAGGGCACAGGGCCGUACAGUGCUCUGCAGAGGUCAGGGCCCAAUCCGGCACAGAGAAAUGGCCAAAAAAACCUUGUGUCUAAACCAGCAUAAAGGGAAGAGUUCAGCCAGCCCCCUCCUUGAUCUUCCUUGGGCCAAAAGCCACGCUCAGGGAGGGAGGCGCUGAGGCUGCGUGUCGUCCCCCGACACACGGGAUGCAGAGGGAGCACAGAGCAGUGCUUUAAGUGUGUUUUACUGUAAAUAGUCCACUGUAGGGGGUUUUUCCUAAACCAAUUACUACUUUCAGUUUAUCAUUUUAUAUUUUGUAAUAAUUUUAACAAGGAAAACAUGAGAUGAUGUUUGUGAUUCGUUUUUCCUUUUCCUAUAUGCAAUCCAAACUGAACUUCAGGUUUUUGGUGAUAACUCUGUACAUUUCUUACCGUAUUUCUAAAAGCACAUUUCAGUACGACUCGAUGACAAGCGAUAUACACCGAAACACGACCACUAAAUAAAGUGCUUUUAUGGA
This is a messenger RNA of Anas platyrhynchos (mallard), 4327 nucleotides long. RefSeq names its product transmembrane protein 150C (gene TMEM150C). Lineage: Eukaryota; Metazoa; Chordata; Aves; Anseriformes; Anatidae. Gene Ontology annotation, cellular component: plasma membrane. The record is from RefSeq and is a predicted model, not a curated record.